Aureobasidium subglaciale EXF-2481 is the source of this 1581-nucleotide messenger RNA. RefSeq lists its product as uncharacterized. Gene Ontology annotation, molecular function: peptidyl-prolyl cis-trans isomerase activity. Gene Ontology annotation, cellular component: catalytic step 2 spliceosome. The record is from RefSeq and is a predicted model, not a curated record. Gene Ontology annotation, biological process: protein folding; protein peptidyl-prolyl isomerization. The transcript has a single exon. The coding region runs from base 1 to 1581 and encodes 526 amino acids. NCBI's taxonomy places the organism in Eukaryota, Fungi, Ascomycota, Dothideomycetes, Dothideales, Saccotheciaceae.
AUGUCGACGCUAUACAAUCUGGAGCCGCAGCCGACGGCCAAGGUCUUGCUCAACACCACCUCGGGCGAUCUGGUCGUCGAAAUCUUCGCCAAACAAGUGCCUCUCGCUGCUCGCAACUUUCUCCAACACUGUCUGAACGGCUACUACAAUGGCACCAUCUUCCACCGUCUGGUCCCAGGCUUCAUCAUUCAAGGUGGCGACCCCACUGGUACUGGUUCUGGUGGCGUGAGUGCCAUCAACGACGGUGCGCCCUUUCAGGAUGAAUUCCACUCGCGACUCAAGUUCAACCGCCGUGGUCUGCUGGGUAUGGCAAACUCGGGAGACAAGAAUGACAAUACCUCUCAAUUCUUCUUUACUCUGGACAAGACUCCGGAGCUGCAGGACAAGAAUACCAUGUUUGGCCGUAUCGAGGGAGACACCAUUUACAACCUGAUGAAGAUGGCAGAGGCCGACCUUACAAGCGACGACUCGGACAGACCGCUAUACCCUACGAGCAUCCUAUCUACCGACAUUCUGCUCAACCCUUUCAAUGACAUGGUCAAACAAGCUUCGUUCGCGACUGUCACCACACAAGAAACGUCAAAGCCUCCAAAGAAGAAACGCAAGGCUCAAAAGACUCUGCUGAGUUUCGGAGGAGAUGAUGGAGAAGAACCUGCUGCACCAGUCGUUAAGAAAGUAAAGGUCAAUCCAAACUUCACUGCUCCCGAUCCACAUCAACCAUCAGCCCAAGACGAGCUUUUUACCACGAAAGCUGUAGGGCAGCCGAAACGAGAAAAGGCCGUCCGGAAAAAGUCUCCUACACCAUCACCUCCCCCACCUCCAGCAGCUACAACAACAAUGAGCCAAGCACCCAUACCUUCAACAAUCCCUCCGCGCAAACCCUCCCCAUCACCCACACCAACCCCCUCACCAGAACCCCGCAAACUCACAGCCCUCGAACGUACAAACGCCGAAAUCGCCUCCCUAAAAGCCUCCAUGAAACGAACAACCACCCAACCCUCUGCCCCAGAAAAGAAACUCUCAGCCCUAGAAUCCAUGAUCCCCGCUUCAUCAACCCGAGGUCGUAAACGUGGAAAAGCAAAAGAAGACGCUUUUUCUUUAUCCUCUUUCAACGCAUUCAAAGCCCGUCUUGAAAACCUUCCGGCUGAAAAAAACAUUUCUAGCACAAAUCCUGCUGCUAUCAUCACUACAACUACAGCAACUUUAGUACCAGAAACCGAAACAACAACAGCAAAAACAGAGGCGUCUUCGGCUUUGGAUACGGAAGAAAAACUCUGCGAUCUCCAUUUCAUAGCGAAUUGCCAAAGCUGCAGUACCUGGCAUGAUGACGAAGCGGAAAACGAAAAAGAUGAUGAUGACGACAAUGAUGCAACAUGGAUGUCCCAUGCAUUGAGUUUUGCAAAGGAUACUUUGGGUAAAGAUCUGGAGUGGAAGAGGAAGAUGGAGGAAUUCGAGGUUAUUGAUCCGAGGGAGAAGACGAGGGAGAUUGUUGGGGAGAAGGGGGGUAGGAAGGGGAGGGAGGGGGGUAGGGAUAGGGAAAGGGAAAGGGAAAGGGAAAAGAAGGGCAAGGGGAGGGUUUGA